Molecule: messenger RNA, 3967 nt
Organism: Myxocyprinus asiaticus (Chinese sucker)
Lineage: Eukaryota; Metazoa; Chordata; Actinopteri; Cypriniformes; Catostomidae
Product: 1-phosphatidylinositol 4,5-bisphosphate phosphodiesterase delta-3-A-like
Exons: 15
Coding region: 142-2508 (788 amino acids)
Biological process (GO): intracellular signal transduction; lipid metabolic process
Molecular function (GO): calcium ion binding; phosphatidylinositol-4,5-bisphosphate phospholipase C activity
Source: RefSeq, a predicted model, not a curated record
ACGUCACAGCAGAGCAGUGAUUCAUAUGCAUUGACCGAGAGAUUUAAACUCGUUCUUCAGGACUUCUGUCAAUUCGUUGUUUUCCUCUCGGUUCAAGACGGUAAUAAGGAGUACUGCCUGAGGACCGAGGGGAUAUUCAACAUGUUGGGGAGAAAAAAUAAACCAGAGGCCGUUCGGACUGAAGAACCCAAAACGUACGAGUUGAAAACCCACGAUCCGCUUCGGAGGCUUGGUGUGUUGGACGAUGAAGAUGUGUGCCUGAUGCUGCAGGGCUCAAAGAUGGUGAAGGUUCGAUCUCAGCGUUGGAGGAAGGACAGGAGUCUGAAACUACUGGAAGAUUGCGUGACAGUGUGGUGUGAGUCUAGCAAGACUUCCCGCAAGGGCCAAAGACAACAGACCUUCUCUGUGACAGAGGUAGAGUGUGUGCGGGAGGGCUGUCAGUCUGAGUGUCUGAGGCAAAUGGCAGGUUUGGUUCCAGAGACACACUGCUUCACUGUGGUGUUCCGUGGAGCCAGGAAGAGCCUGGAUCUUUGCUGUCCCACACAGGAGGAAGCAGAGCGCUGGGUUAGAGGCAUCCGCAAGCUUAAAGACCGUGUCUCCAACAUGAGCCAGAAAGAAAAGCUCGACCAUUGGAUUCGAGGCUAUCUGAGACGUGCAGAUGAAAACCAGGAUGGGAAGAUGAGCUAUGACGAGGUGAAACACCUGCUACAGCUGAUCAACAUUGACCUGAACGAACAGUAUUCACGCACCCUCUUUAAGAAGUGUGAUCGGUCAUGUGAUGGGCGGCUGGAUCACGUGGAGAUUGAGGAGUUCUGUCGUGAGCUCAUGCGCAGGCCAGAGCUUGAUUUAGUGUUCAGGCACUACUCCAGUAACGGCUGUGUGCUCACCACCAUGGAGCUGCGGGAUUUUCUCGGUGACCAGGGCGAGAAUGCAUUGCUGGCCCAUGCGCAGAGUCUUAUCAACACUUAUGAGCUUAAUAACUGGGCCCAGAAGAAUCAAUUCAUGACCCAGAAUGGCUUCACCAUGUACAUGCUCUCCAAAGAGAAUGAUGUUUUCAACCCUGAUCAUGCACACGUGUAUCAGGAUAUGAGCAGACCACUGGCUCAUUAUUACAUCUCUUCCUCUCAUAAUACCUACCUCACUAAAGACCAGGUCACCAGUGCCAGCAGCACAGAGCCUUAUAUAAGAGCUCUUAAUCAGGGUUGUCGCUGUGUUGAGCUGGACUGCUGGGAUGGUGAUAAAGGAGAACCCAUGAUCUUCCACGGACACACGCUCACCUCUAAAGUGCUCUUUAAAGAAGUCAUAGAGACCAUCGCUCAGUAUGCCUUCAAGGCGUCUCUGUAUCCUCUGAUCUUGUCUCUAGAAAAUCAUUGCUCAGUGGAGCAGCAGGCUGUGAUGGCCCAGCACCUUCACUCUAUUCUGGGCAGAAAGCUCCUGAGAAGGCCGCUCAAUGACCUACCCCUCAAACAGCUGCCCUCACCUGAGGAGUUGAUGGGGCGAAUCCUGCUGAAGGGGAAGAAGAUGAGUGGUCUGCUGGGCAAGACUGACAGCUGCACUAGCUUUACAUCAAGCUCAGAUUCAGAGGAGUCAGCUGCUGGAGGGGGUGGGAACAAGGGCUCAAACAAAAAGGACCCUGGAAAGCCCGUGAGCUCCAAACUUAGUCCAGAGCUAUCAGAUCUGGUGGUGUACUGUGAGAGUGUGCCCUUCAAUGGUUUCGAGACAGCCAGUCAGAGACCUCCUAGUGCAAUGUCCUCUUUCUCUGAGAACGAUGCGCUCAAACUCAUCAAAGAGUCAGGAAAGCUGUUUGUUCGACAUAACAGUAGGCAGCUGAGCAGGAUUUAUCCAUCUGGCCAGAGGCUACAGUCUUCUAACUAUGACCCACAGGACAUGUGGAAUGCUGGCUGCCAGAUGGUGGCUCUGAACUUUCAGACACCAGGAGAGCAGAUGGAUCUGAACCAGGGACGCUUUCUGCCCAAUGGAUGCUGUGGAUAUGUGCUCAAACCUGACUUUCUGUGUCAGCCUAAGUCCAGCUUUGACCCUGAGAACACAGGUGGAGGGCCAGGACAUACACCUACACAACUUAUAAUACGGGUGAUCUCAGCCCAGCAGCUUCCCAAGAUAAACACUGACAAGCCCAACUCCAUUGUGGACCCGCAGGUCUGGGUGGAGAUCCAUGGAGUUUCCAUUGAUAAGGCUCGUGCCAAAACUCAGCGCAUUGACAACAAUGGUUUCAACCCACGCUGGGAUUGUACUCUAAGCUUUCAGUUACAGGUGCCUGAACUGGCCUUGGUGCGUUUUGUAGUUGAAGAUCACGAUCACAAAAGCAAGAAUGAUUUUAUAGGACAAUUUACACUGCCCUUCACCAGCCUCCGAACAGGUUAUCGUCAUGUUCACCUGCUAAAAGCAGAUGGCUCCAGUCUGUCUCCUGCCACUCUUUUCAUCUAUGUCAAAGUGAUACGACGAGGAGUUCCUAUUAAAAAAAUUUCUGAGUGUAUGGGCAAAGCCUGAUUCUCUUUCAUUAUGAUUCUUGGGAAUGCUUAUUUCUGAAAGUACGCUCCUGAAUGAAAAGCCCCUGAACUGGGCUGUUGAUGUGCUGAAACUACCUAACUGUUCAGAAUGAGACCACCAGAAAGAACAAGUCUUAUUGGACUUACCAGGACACACAUCUCCAACAAUCUGAAGAAAGACAGUGUUUGAAGAGCUGUGGUUAAAAGUGCAUUUUGCUUUUUAUUGUCAAUAUUUGGUUUUGUCUGAAGAGCAGAGCAUCUGAUGUGAUCCGUAACAUCUUACUGAAGUGUUAUGGAGGAAGCUAAAGGUAUUAUGAAGUCAAUAUUGUUAGAAGCCACAAGUCAGUAUUGUUUAUACUGUAUCUUUAUGUGGUUACACACAUUUCUGUCUCUGUGAGCCUUGAAUCAGAAAUUUUAACAUGUUUUAUUAAACGAUAAUUUAAUGUUUUAAUUAACUAAACUAAAACUUUAUUCUGGAAAUGCUGGACAUGAAUUCAAAUGUACAUUGUCCUUGUUAUAGUCUGUCUAUAACUACAGUUUAACUGUUUUAGAAUUUGAAUAUUGUAAUAUUGAGAUGGAUUUGAUGUGACGAACAGAGUGAGAACAGGUUAAAAAUGUGAUGAGGAGAAACAGUCUAUUGAAAGGGUCCUGAAAGCAUGAAUGGAAAUGUGGAAGGCUUCAUAACGGUCAUGACUAUGUUUUUGUAUUUUAUUGAAAUUUUAUUAACACUUAUUAUGAAAUCAGUGUUUAACACAGUGUCUGAGACAGAAGAUUUCAUUAUUAAAGCUAAAAGCAUGCAUUGCACAUGUGCAGUGUCCUAAGCCAUCCAAAUGUGGCAAAUUAUACACAUUUUACAUGACUUGUGUGGCUUGUGCCGCAGCUAGACAAGUAAAGCCCUUUCCCUCUAGAUGCUCCUGUACCAUUAUAACAUGUAGGCAAUCACCUUAAUUUCAUAAGUGAGUUAAAGUGACACUUUGAAAGGUUUUGGGUUUUCUCUGCUUGUUGUACUAGGCUGAGACAAAUAAUUUGUAAUAUAUUGUCAACUACUUCUUUACAGAUGUAAUUUUUCUGUUCUCUCAUUAGAAACGAGAGGUCUCUUACAUCUUAUAUUUGAAUGUCUUAUUUGUCAUUGUGACAUUUUUUUGUGUGUGUGCGUGAUUGUUUUUAGGAUUACAAAUGGAAACAAUUUAUGUUUUUUUUUGUUUUGUUUUUUUGUUCUAGAUUAUGUGUUUUAUAAUACAGCAAAUUAAUUUUAAUUAAAUUAAUAUUAACAUUUACCUGAUCGAAAAUCAGACAUUAAUUGCAAAUCUCCAUCCUCCAUCCUUUUGCAAUAAUACACAAAUGCCUGCAGUACACAGUUGUGCCAUUGUGCUGAUUUUUUGUUUUUAAUAAUAACAGUUUUCAAAAAAUGUAGUGCCUUUCAAACAUGCCUACAUUUUAUAAACUUGUCUCAAAUUAUA